Messenger RNA from Ostertagia ostertagi, 192 nucleotides. NCBI's taxonomy places the organism in Eukaryota, Metazoa, Nematoda, Chromadorea, Rhabditida, Trichostrongylidae. The record is from the annotation of a GenBank genome assembly.
AUGACGCUCAACAUUGACAUGGCCGGAGAUUAUCCGUUUCGACCUCCAAGUGUGCGCUUUGCACAUAACCUCUAUCACCCGAAUGUCGAACGCGGUGGUGAUCUGUGUAUUCCAAUACUGAGUUUGGACAUGAACGCCAGCACAACGACCCGAGCAGACACGUUUGAGUCUGCAGGUGUGUCAGAUAUAUGA